Messenger RNA from Rhodamnia argentea, 1243 nucleotides. RefSeq names its product phenylacetaldehyde reductase-like. Lineage: Eukaryota; Viridiplantae; Streptophyta; Magnoliopsida; Myrtales; Myrtaceae. The transcript is spliced from 6 exons. The coding region runs from base 81 to 1064 and encodes 327 amino acids. Gene Ontology annotation, molecular function: oxidoreductase activity, acting on the CH-OH group of donors, NAD or NADP as acceptor. The record is from RefSeq and is a predicted model, not a curated record.
CGCAACUGCAACUGCAAUCUGCGGAGCGAGGGCUACUUUCUCGACAGGAGAGCAAGGACGAGAAGAAUCGGCGACUGAAAAUGAGCGAGACGAUCGGCGCCGGAAAGGUCGUGUGCGUGACCGGAGCAUCCGGUUACAUCGCCUCAUGGCUCGUCAAGCUCCUCCUGCAGCGUGGCUACACCGUCAAGGCUUCUGUUCGCGAUCCAAAUGAUACAAAAAAGACUGAACAUUUGCUUGCACUUAAUGGAGCGAAGGAGAGACUUCAACUGUUCAAAGCAAACCUGCUUGAAGAGGGUUCAUUUGAUCCUAUUGUUGAGGGUUGUGCAGGAGUUUUUCACACUGCCUCACCCUUUUAUCAUGAUGUCAAGGAUCCGCAGACAGAAUUACUUGAUCCUGCUGUGAAGGGAACUCUUAAUGUUCUGAAGUCAUGUUCCAAGAAACCUUCUGUGCAGCGUGUGGUCUUGACAUCAUCUAUGGCUGCACUUUCGUUGAAUAUAAGACCGCGGGCACCUGAUGUUGUGGUGGAUGAAAGUUGGUUUUCGGAUCCAGACUUGUGCAGACAAACCAACAUGUGGUAUGUGCUCUCCAAGACUUCAGCUGAGGAAGCUGCCUGGAAAUUUGUGGAAGAAAAGGGUAUUGACAUGGUUACAAUCAACCCAGCUAUGGUGAUUGGUCCUCUUUUGCAGCCAGCACUUAACACAAGUGCUGCGGCAAUUGCCAAUAUGAUAAAUGGUGCACCAACUUUUCCAAAUGCAAGUUUUGGAUGGGUCAAUGUCAAAGAUGUUGCAAAUGCUCAUAUACUGGCAUUUGAGGUCCCGUCAGCCAGCGGCAGAUACUGUUUAUUUGAGAGGGUUGCACACUACUCCGAGAUUGUGGGGAUGUUACACGAGCUUUACCCUUCUGUCCAGCUUCCAGAAAAGUGCGCGGACGACAAGCCUUUCGUGCUAGUCUAUCAGGUUUCCAAGGAGAAAGUGAAAAGCUUGGGGAUCGACUACAUUCCUCUGGAGCAGAGUUUGAAGGAAACUGUUGAAAGCAUGAAGGAGAAGGGAUUUAUUAAAUUCUGAUACAAAAUCUGCCAAAGUCAGAAAUGUAAUUGGGAAGCUUUUCACCUACUGGCUGUUUGUUCGCAUGAGGUGUCUGCACAUGGACAUUGGUAUAGGCAGGAACCGUAGAUUUUCCUGCUCCUCUGUACCCAUCUUCGUAAUAAAACAAGAAAUACGGUCGAUGAUGCGUUCUUUCUCAA